Messenger RNA from Neohortaea acidophila, 803 nucleotides. RefSeq lists its product as uncharacterized. NCBI's taxonomy places the organism in Eukaryota, Fungi, Ascomycota, Dothideomycetes, Mycosphaerellales, Teratosphaeriaceae. The transcript has 3 exons. Bases 266 to 673 code for a protein of 135 amino acids. The record is from RefSeq and is a predicted model, not a curated record.
CAGCAGAACACGCUUCCAAAUUCCGGGGGCUUGACUUUGCCCCUCGCAGCAGCGCAACGCAGCUCGCAAGGAAGCCAGGCCCCCCCCAGCCCCAUGCUCGUCGGGGCCUCCGCUGACCGGCUGGCCGCCCGUCCCCCCAGCUCCCUCCCACUUUACUUUGCGCUUCCUCUCGUCUUCUUCCUUCUCUUCUCUGUAUCAGCUUUCGCAUCCGCUGUUCCUUCUGCAUUCCCUUCACCUUAUCCCAAUCUCCCGUCCAAUCGCAUCAAUGUCUACGAGGAAACGCAAGCAGGACGAGGAGGAGGAAGAGGAGCUUCAGUCUCUGCCCGAGGACGGCUCGGACGAGGAAGAGGAAGAAUAUGAAGACAGCGAACUAGACGAGGAGGAAGAGGAGGAAGAUGACGAGGAAGUAGAGGCCGCUCCUCCCCCCAAGAAGAAGACUCGAACUGCCGAGCCCGUCCCAGCUGCCAAGGAUGACGAUGACGAUGAGGAGGAAGAAGAGGCUGAAGGCGAGGAGGAGGAGGACUUUGAUGAGGAGGAGGAGCCGGAAGACGACGAAGAGGAAGGCGAGACCGCCAAAGGAAGCGGGCCUGCGACCAAUGUGAAGCCCAAGGGCGCGGCGCCCAAGGAAGCUGAUGCGGCUGAAGUGGAGGACGAUGAGGAGGAGGAGGACUAGACGGUUGUGUCUACCUAUCGUCAUGCUCGGUCAAUGGCGUGCGUCUGGUGUUGACCACGAUAGCAUUGGCUAGCACAAAAAGUGGUAUAGAAAUGCAUGUAACUUCUGUUUCCCAGAUCAUUUUCCCUCC